Molecule: messenger RNA, 1752 nt
Organism: Plasmodium knowlesi strain H
Lineage: Eukaryota; Apicomplexa; Aconoidasida; Haemosporida; Plasmodiidae
Product: WD repeat-containing protein, putative
Exons: 2
Coding region: 1-1752 (583 amino acids)
Biological process (GO): rRNA processing
Cellular component (GO): Pwp2p-containing subcomplex of 90S preribosome; small-subunit processome
Molecular function (GO): protein binding
Source: RefSeq, a predicted model, not a curated record
AUGGAUAAUUCCAUAAUCCAGGAUGACGAUGUCAUAAUUACUGACACGUUUUUAAGUGACAACGAGGAGGAGGAACAGUUUAUAAAGCAAAAAGCCUUUGCGCAAAGGAACAGCAGAGUAGGAAUAAAAAAAAGUGAUGAUAAUACCACUUAUGUGGAAAACCCCAACUGGAGGAGCGUUCGUAAUACAAAUUUUGACGGACCAAAUGAAGAUGGAGCGUCUUCCCCCGAGGAGGCAUCUAUAAUUUUAAAAAAUGAUAACCCACGUGAAAAAGAAAAUGGACGGGACAACGGAGAGGAAGGUUUUUUCGACUUUGACAAUUAUCUAAAAGAUGAUGAUAACGUUCAGGAGCAGGGGAAACAGGAAGAUAGGGGGAAGAAGUUGCGGUCUGUAAGGAACAACAAAGUGUGGCAUGACUCGGAUGAUGAUGUGUUGGAGAGGGACUCGAAAAGCCAUUCCCGGGGAUUUGCCGCCGAAUCGGAGGAUGACGAAAGCCUAGACGGAGAACAAAUCGAAAUAGGACAUGAAACGGAUGAAGAACAUUUGAUCAAGAAUGAACAAAGCGAAAACUAUUUCGAAAAGUACAUCGACAAGGUAGAUAUUGAAACGUACGAAGGGGAGGAACAGAUAAACGCGGCAUCCACCAUAAAAAUGGAAGACAUAUACAUCUUUGAUAAUAACGAAAUGGAUUCUCAUAUAAAGAAGAAGAGGCGACUAAAUAAAAUGAAUGAAAAAAACAUAUUUUUGAAAUAUUACUUACAGAAAUUUACUUUCCAUAGAAUUGAGGAUAAAAAAAUUAGACAGCUAGUCGGCAUGCCCAAGGCAAAUUUAAUUCUGCCUGUUUAUAACUCUGAUUUGUAUGUGCUUCAAUACAAGGAGAGGUUGCUAAGCAUGUCGAAGAAAAUUUCCUUCCGCGGGAGGAUUGGCCAUGUGCAGGAAAGCAACGGAAGCGUGUACAUCCUCAUGUAUGAUAACUACGUUCGGAACUAUAAUUUGGAAAAGGGGAUUGUAUACAAAAAUCGCAUUCAUCCUGGAAACGCUGGACGAGUUAUCCCUAUGGAAAUAAAAUUCUUUCACACAAACAAUGAGGAGAAUAUGGGGCUAUCUGAGCAAAGUAACAAUCACCUGUAUGGUAUAUCCUUCAGGCGGAGCAGGAAGAUAAACAUUUACGACACAAGAAGUUUUGAUGUGGUGAAGAGUUUCGAAAUGGAUUAUAAAUGUAUUGGUAUGAAUUUCCACCAAAAAUCAAACAGUCUGUUUGCCAUUGACAGUAAAGGCAACUUAUACAACUGGUGUUUGAACACAAAUAAAUUAAUCAACAGAGUGGUAGAUAACUACUCAGUUUUUCCAUCAUGUUUUAGCAUCCAUGGUGAUAAUUUGGUUACGGGUUCAUUCACUGGUUUCCUUAAUUUAUUUCAUGUGGAUAAUUUGACGACCCCAAUAAAGAGCUUUAAAAAUUUGACGCUCCCAGUUAGCAAUGCUAUUUUUAACCCCUCCCACAAUUGCCUUCUAUAUUAUACCAAGCUUGCAAAGAAUGGCAUUAAGCUCAUAGACUUACAUACAAAUUAUGUGUAUUGUAACAUUCCCUGGUUUAAUAACAAUGUGAGAUAUAAUGUGCUGGCUGCCGAUUUUUUCAACGGUGGCGAUAAUAUGUGUUUCUCCGUCAAGGCCAAUUCCUUUUACGUCUACGACCUUUUGGGAGCCGGCCCUGUGGCCUCAGGGGGAGAGCUAAAAGCCACCUCUGUAGUAUAG